Messenger RNA from Fukomys damarensis (Damara mole-rat), 2739 nucleotides. Its product is annotated as Golgi apparatus membrane protein TVP23 homolog B. Gene Ontology annotation, cellular component: Golgi membrane. The coding region runs from base 145 to 762 and encodes 205 amino acids. Gene Ontology annotation, biological process: protein secretion; vesicle-mediated transport. The record is from RefSeq and is a predicted model, not a curated record. The transcript has 13 exons. Lineage: Eukaryota; Metazoa; Chordata; Mammalia; Rodentia; Bathyergidae.
UGAGGCCGAAAAGUAGGGCCGGGUGGAGGCCUGUAGAGUAGCCCCGUCCUGGCCUGUGAUGACGAGGCCGCCGAAGUUGCACGUCGGACCCGGCCGCUGCUACGCUGACGUGGCCCCCGGAAGUGGUGCUGGCGCAGGGCCGCCAUGUUGCCGCAGGACAGUAAUGAUGACACUGAAGAUGUUUCAUUGUUUGAUGCAGAAGAAGAGACAGCUAAUAGACCAAAAAGAUCCAAAAUCAGACAUCCGGUGGCAUCAUUUUUCCAUUUGUUCUUUCGAGUCAGUGCAAUUAUAGUCUAUCUUCUGUGUGAAUUGCUCAGCAGCAGCUUUAUUGCCUGUAUGGUGACCAUUAUCUUGUUGUUGUCAUGUGACUUUUGGGCAGUGAAGAAUGUCACAGGUAGACUAAUGGUUGGCCUACGUUGGUGGAAUCAUAUUGAUGAGGAUGGAAAGAGCCACUGGGUGUUUGAGUCCAGGAAGGCAACUUCUCAAGAGAACAAAAGUGUUUCAGAGGCUGAAUCAAGAAUAUUUUGGUUAGGACUUAUUGCCUGUCCAGUGAUGUGGGUGGUAUUUGCCUUUAGUGCUCUCUUCUCCUUCAGAGUAAAGUGGUUGGCGGUGGUUAUCAUGGGUGUGGUGCUACAAGGUGCCAACCUAUAUGGUUACAUCAGGUGUAAGGUGGGCAGCAGGAAGAAUUUAACCAGCAUGGCUACCUCGUAUCUUGGGAAGCAGUUUUUAAGACAAAACACUGGAGAUGACCAGACUUCCUGAGUAGAGAGAAAGCUUAUGUGAUCUGUUACCUUGGGGGACAAUUGAAGAGAUUAUUGACUGAAUUGUUUAGAGCUCCAUUCAUUUUGCAAAGAAGAGAAUACAGUUGAAUGGGAGGAAUAACUUCUAGCAGUUACAAUGGGGAAAACACAGUUUGAGACUGGAGGAUUUGAUCUACACCUAGGAAAAAUAACAGACAACUAAAAGAUUAAGGCUGACAAAACUGGGGAGAAAGUGCUGAAGGAGCCAGGGCACAGCAAGAGGAUGGCUGGCUGCAGUAAACAGGACCAAGAGGGACAUGGAGUGAGCGACCUGGGGACAUCAGGAGACAAGAAAUAAACACCAGGCAGAAUAGCAGGCUUGAUAGCCAAGGAAGGAUGGGGAAUCACAGAAAACUCUCAGAUAAUAUUCCUGGCUCCCACAGGAACAGGCCUGCAUUGUGCACCCUGCCCUCGGUGGCUUUGGUGAGGCUGCCAUCUGAGGCCUGCUGGGACAUUGUCUUUGAGGGGGAAGCACUCAGUUACUCAGAGAAGCAAACUUCCAUGACCCUGUCCCGUGAGCCGCUUGUGUGGUCUGUGGGACGCCCUGGUCCCCUACUCCAAGCAUCUGAUGUUGCAGAAUUCCUCAGACUUCAGGUGGUAAAGGUGAUCAGAGCUUGAGGCUCACAGGCCCAGGGGAGCCCAACUCAGCAUCACACAUAUUGGUAGACAGCCAUCAGAACUGGGUGCCCUCUCUUCCCUUCUUAGAGACUGUACUGAUGUGCGUCAUUAUUGAAGGGCAGGCAGGGAGAAUGGGAGCACACUGCCCUGAGUGAAUGAAGUUGAUUUCUUUUUAUUCAGAUGAACAGGCAGUCACCUACCUUCAUCCCAGUGCCACCUCAGCACCCUGUUCCGCCGUGCAGGCUUAACAACAGGUCCCGGGUGUUUCGCAGGGCAAAACGUAUCUGUGAGUGACCUGGCCUUGGGGAUGUCCUACUGGGUGCGGUGCUGAAGUCAUGCCUGUCCCUAGCAUUCCUAUCCCAGGACUGCAAAUAUGACCAUCCGAGGUGGCCCUGCCAUAUUCCCUCGUUCGGUCUGUACCCCUUUUAGAUUUUUCUCUGUUGCAGAGCUUUUUAUAUACCAUUGUCUUCCUGGAGUUUUCCACUUUGUCAUCCUCUGGGGGGUCAGGGAAGGCAGGGACAAAAGAUGAAUAUGUGGCAUCCUUUUGCCCAGUAGCCCACAGGCUGCUCAAUGUCCUUAGCUCCAGCCACCCUCAGCCCACCAAAGAGGGCUCCUCUCAGCUGGGAUAUGGAUACCCACCCCCCCGUGGCUGGUGAGAAGAUACUUGUACGUAGCAUUGAGGACACUUGUGGCUGCGUUCCUUUACUGAGUGCUCAUGACGUGCCAGGCAUUGCUGUAGACCAACAGUCCCCAUCCUUUUAAGCACAGGAGACUAUAUAACUGGAAGACAAUUUUUCCACAGAUGACUCAAAGGAGCGUUCAGUCUAGAUUCCUCAAAUUUGCACUUCACGGAACAAUGCAGUGGCGAAUUAAAACUGGCCACAGUGGACGUAUUUACCCUCUGGAAAUUGCAUAAAACAAAGAUGUCUGCUGUAAGGGAAGAAAGCUGACUUCCUGUUUGCAUGAAAUGGAAAAGAAGAAAUGAAUUAUGUGUCUCCCAUCAAAUGUCUAUGGGAGAUAUUUAAGGGUUUUUAUUUGUUUGUUUGUUUGCAGUGCUGGGAUGGGACCCAGAGUCUUGUGCAUGCAAAGCAAGCACUCCACCACUGAGCUACACUCCAGUCAAGACUUGUAAUUAUUGACUCUCAGUUCUGUGCUGCUUCUAUAACUUGCACAUAUUUCUUAAGCUUGUUUGAAAUUACAAAUUGAGCAUCCUUUAUCUGAAACCCCCAAAUCCAAAAUAUGCCCACUGGAAACUUUUUAUGUGCUGCUAUGACUCUGUAAGUGGAAAAUUCUACAUUUGAUCUCAUGUCAUGGGUCAUAA